AUGGCUGACAACACCACCUCUGAACAAGUUCCGGUUGACGACCCUAUCACAGACCUCCGAAAUCAACUACGGGAACAAUCCCUUUUUCAGCACCAAACAACCCAAGUUCUGCAACGUUCCAUCCAACAUCUUGCUCAGUCCAUUGAAUCUCUAAAACUCUCUGUACCUCACCAUUUACAACCACCCAACAAUAACCAAUUUACCUCAGCCACACUCCAAAACACACCAUCUGCUGCAUUACCAAAUGAACCAAUUGCAAAUACCUCCAAACGCCAUUUACCUCUCAAAAUUGAUUUACCCAAAUUUGAUGGAGCUGACCCACAUGGUUGGAUUUUUCUGAUGCAGGAAUUUUUUGACUAUCACGACAUUCCGGAGGAGCAACGACUAUCUUAUGUUUCCUUCAUGGUUAGCGGGGAAGCUUCAAAAUGGCUCCGGUGGAUGAAAAACAACAACUUAUUACGCUCAUGGCCUGAGUUUCUUGACCAAGUGCGGCUCCGAUUUGAUUCCUCUCAUUUUGAAGAUUUUCUGGGCCGAUUAUCAAAGACGUGCCAAGCAACCACAGUCGCGACAUAUCGGGCAGAAUAUGAGAAGUUACUAAAUAAAGUGACUAAUGUUCCCGAAGUCGUUCUUAUUUCGAUGUUUGUGGCUGGUUUGAAAUCUACCAUACGUAGAGAGGUGCAACGCACCAAACCCACUACACUCAUUCAAGCUUUUUCACUGGCAUCUGAAGUUGAGGCUCAGCAGGGUGAAUUACGAGGAGAAUGCUAUACUUGUGACCAGAAAUGGUCUAGAUCACACCGUUGCCCAAAUCGAUCAUUGCUCUUAAUGUGCUCAGAGGAUGAUAAUUCAAGUGAUGUUUUACAACAACUGGACGAGAUUGAUGAACAGGUCCUCACGGGCGAUUGCUCAAGCUUGAAUUCAAUGGCCAGUCCUGGCACACCACGUUCCCUUCGGCUUACAGGGAUCAUCCAUAACGAAAGUCUGCAGGGGGUUACUAUACAGUUACAUGGAGAACAAUCACCACGCUUAACACAAGUUUCUUAUUCACAUCUUUUUGCCCUAUUAGAAUCAGAUGAUGUGCAUAGUUGUUUUGAGCUCUCACCAGUUCCACCUGAAGAAUCUACUGCAAUAAGCCCAAUCCAGUGGCCAAAUGACACCCCCAUAGAAAUCCUGACUAUUUUACAACAACACGCUCUAGUUUUUGAGUUACCACGGGGUCUGCCACCACGCCGAUUAUUUGACCAUCAUAUUCACUUAAUUCCAGGAUCAGGGCCUGUUAAUGUCCGACCGUAUCACUAUCCUCACUGCCAAAAAUCUGAGAUUGAAAAAAUGGUUGGAGAUAUGCUUGACACAGGCAUUAUCCGACCAAGUACGAGCCCGUUCUCUUCACCAGUAUUGCUUGUGAAAAAGAAAGAUGGCAGUUUUCGGUUUUGUGUGGACUAUAGGGCGUUGAAUAAGAUCACAAUUCGAGACCAUUUUCCAAUUCCCACUGUGGAUGAAUUAUUUGAUGAACUGGGAUUAGCACGAUUUUUCACCAAACUGGAUUUGCGUUCGGGUUACCACCAGCUUCGCAUGGCGGAGAAUGACAUCUUUAAAACGGCAUUUCGCACUCAUGAUGGGCAUUAUGAGUAUUUGGUCAUGCCAUUUGGGUUGUCAAAUGCCCCUUCAACUUUUCAGGCAACGAUGAAUCACUUGUUCCGCCCCUAUUUACGCAAGUUCGUUGUAGUUUUUUUUGACGACAUCUUGGUUUACAGUCCGACCAUGGAAUUGCAUGUUCAACACUUGGAAAUUGUGCUGACAACAUUAGAAAGCCAAAAGUUCUUUGUCAAGGUUACCAAAUGUUUAUUUUGCAAGACUACAGUUGAGUACUUGGGCCAUAUUAUUACUAAUGGCACAGUAAAUCCUGAUCCUGCAAAAAUUGAAGCGAUGGUUGAUUGGCCACAACCAGUCUCAAUUAAGCAACUGCGUGGAUUCUUGGGGUUGACAGGAUACUAUCGGCGUUUCAUCCACCAUUACGCCCAACAGCUGCACCUCUUACAGACUUCAAAAAAAUUGGGUCCAAGGUUGCAAGCAGCAUCUGCCUAUGUUCGAGAGCUAUACGCAAUUGUAGAGGCGGUUGCGAAAUGGCGGCAGUACCUUCUUGGUUCCCUUUUUGUUAUCCGAACAGACCACCGAAGCUUGAAAGAGUUGUUGCAACAAGUUAUUCAAACCCCUGAACAACAACGGUACAUCCAAAAAUUGAUGGGCUACCAUUUUGUUAUUGAAUAUAAAUCAGGGGCCACCAACAGGGUUGCCGACGCACUAUCUAGACGGACUGAGGAAACUGAUGUCUCAUUGACAACAACUUCCUUAUUCUUUGCUCUAACGCAACCAAUUCCCUCACUGCUUGCAGAUAUUCGCAAUGACAACCGUACCCAACCUGAUUUACUGGGAAUUCAUGCACAGUUGGAAACAGGCAAUGCUCGCCCUCACAUUCACAGUAGAGAUGGUAUUUUAUUCUUUAAGCAACGUUAUUAUAUCAGCUCUUCAUCCCAUUUAAAGCAGGUUUUGUUGCAUGAAUAUCACUCUACCCUUAUGGCCGGACAUUGCGGGGUGAAGCGAACUUUAGUUCUAUUAUGUGCAGUAUUUUAUUGGGAAAAAAUGCGCGGGGAUGUUGAAGAAUUUAUCGUUGCAUGCUUGGUUUGCCAAACCACAAAGUACUCAACUCAACCCCCCGCCGGACCAUUACAACCACUUCCAAUUCCGUCUCAAGUCUGGGAACACGUUACUAUGGAUUUUAUUACAGGUUUACCACUCUCACAAGGCUGCACAGUGAUCAUGGUUGUAGUUGACCGACUCACUAAAUACACUCACCUGGGUUGUCUACCACCUACAUUUGACGCUCAUAAGGCUGCUGUAGUGUUUGUUGAAAUUGUGGUAAAAUUACAUGGUUUUCCAUCCUCUAUUGUUUCAGAUCGGGACCGGAUUUUUCUCUCUCACUUUUGGAAAGAAUUAUUCAGACUAAGUGGUACCUCUCUUUGCCAUAGUACUGCUUACCACCCUCAAACCGAUGGCCAAUCAGAAGUCACCAAUAGGGGAGUUGAACAGUAUUUGCGAGCCUUUACUCAUGCCAAACCAGCAAAGUGGAAGACAUUUCUAUGUUGGGCUGAAUUUUGUCUUAACACGUCUUAUCAUGAACAUCUCAAGACAUCACCGUUUCGUGCAUUGUAUGGUCGUGAACCUCCAAACAUUCCCGCCUACGCUCAGAACAGCACCACUGUACCUGUAGUAGAAUGCCUGAUCCAAGAACGCCAUCAACUACUUCGUUCUCUUCGUGAGAACUUACGUCAAGCUCAAUAUAGUAUGGCUCAGCGGGCUAACAAAAAGAGGCGUGAACUCACAUUCCAAGUGGGUGAUUUGGUCCUACUAAAAUUGCAACCAUAUUGCCAACACUCCCUUGCCCGACGUUUCAACCAAAAACUUGCAUGUCGUUACUACGGACCAUUCCCUAUUCUUGAACGGAUCGGUGCAGUAGCGUAUCGCCUCCAGUUACCUGAUCAUGUGCAGAUACACCCAGUGUUUCAUGUGUCCUUACUGCGUCCAUUUCGAGGGCCUGAUUCCACGACCAUCGCACCACUACCUGCUACCUUGAAUGAUGGUCGGCUGGUGUCCAUUCCGAUUGCUAUUCGUGAACAUCGACAGGUCUUACGCCAUGGAGUUUUGGAAGAGCAAGUGCUGGUGCAAUGGAGCGAUGGAGGCCCAGCUGAUGCUACAUGGGAGCCUGCAACGGUGUUUCUAGCCCAGUAUCCGAACCUACACCUCGAGGUCGAGGUGAAUUCUAAAGGAGGGUGUGAUGAUACGGAAUCUGCACCAAUAACAGUAAGUAAUAACUUACCUCCUCGUCGGUCAACCCGUAAGCGCAGAUACAAACAAGAUAAUUCAUUUGUUUAUGGGUAA
This is a messenger RNA of Ipomoea triloba (trilobed morning glory), 3936 nucleotides long. RefSeq names its product transposon Ty3-G Gag-Pol polyprotein. Gene Ontology annotation, biological process: DNA integration. Lineage: Eukaryota; Viridiplantae; Streptophyta; Magnoliopsida; Solanales; Convolvulaceae. Bases 1 to 3936 code for a protein of 1311 amino acids. Gene Ontology annotation, molecular function: nucleic acid binding. The transcript has 4 exons. The record is from RefSeq and is a predicted model, not a curated record.